UUACAACAAAUUUUAAUAGGGGACCAGUUAUAUUUAAAGCUGUUGAAUGGAACAAAAAUAGAAAGAGUUGUUCUUCCGAAUUCAAUUCUUUUCAAAACUGAAUUAAUCAUUAAUCAUGUCAGAUUUUACGCAUAGCGUCGUUUUGUUUACCGGAGAUGAUGGAUUAUCUUUGGAAUUUAAUGUCCGUAAUACAAAUGAAAAAUCUCAUUUAAAAGCUUUAAUAGAACAUGGCGGAGGUAUUUGUACACAAAAUGAAAACUCUGUGCACCUAAUAAGUCCUGGUACAAAAGUCUUAAAUGCUGAUUUGGGUAAAAAACUUGUUAGCUCCAGUUAUAUUUAUGAUUGUGUCAAGCGAAACUAUUUAUUAAACGUGAACGAAUAUGUAUUCACGAUAUCAGAAGCACAAACUAGUGAUAUCAGUGACGAAGAUAGUGGACUAUUCGCUCAACGUCAGUCAACAUGCAAGUCGCCUAAGAAAAACAUUCCAACGAUGAAUGUUGAAGUUAGUCCGAUAAAACAACCUAAUGUUAGUAAUGAGACUACACCCUCGAAUUUAACACUCCCUUCGAGUAACAGUGCAGUGGCACCCAUUUGCAACUCAUCAGAGAGUUUUGUUGAAGGUAGUCAAGAUAAUUCUACCAGUUACAAAAUAACAUCCCACGUUUACUACGGCAAUGUAAAUAAUCCAGCUAACGAAAAAAUCAAAACAAAGGAAGGUUUGCUAGAAAAUUCUGAAGAAUUCAAUCCCUCCCAAUCUCUUGUUUAUCCAUCAAAUCCAAAAGACUUAUUAAGGGGCAAUAUUAAAAAUACUUUGAAUCUUUCUUCACCAUCAAAGCCAUCAGACUUAAUAAAUGUUAGUCCUUUAAACCUUUGUUCGCCAUCAAAGCAAGCUGACUUAAUAAAUUUUAGUCCUUUAAACCUUCGUUCACCAUCAAAACCUGCAGAUUUAAUUAAUAUUAGUCCUUUAAACCUUUGUUCACCAUCAAAGCCAGUUGAAUUGAUGAAUGCUACAAGAUCUUUAAAUCUUCAGUCUUCGUCAAAACAGUCGGACUUAUUGGUUGACACCGUGGAGAACACGUCAAUUCUUCAGUCACCAGCCAGAAAUAUUCCCGAUGUUUCAGCUCUUCAGCCCACUUCUCCACGAAAUUCCAUGAAAACGCAAAAAGAAAGAAUUUUUUCUUCCCCUAAAAAGCUAAUUGAUAUCUCACCCAUAAUGCGAGCUGAUACUAAAAAAGUCAACAAAAAUAAUAUUAACCAGCGUUUAGAAUUACCCGUAAGGAAUCCCUUUCAGGAAAAAACUGACAAUGUGCUGAUGGAGGAAGAAUGUGGGGAAAAUUCAGAAAGAGAUACCGAAAUCAACAUUGAUAUGAACAUAGGUAUUUCCUUGCCUGGAAAUCAGUUAUUAUCUUCUGCUUCACCUAUAAAAAUUACAGAUUCCUGUUUUGAAAGUCAGAAAGGAGUGUCGAAUGAAGCUGAAAUGGCACACAAUGCAUCAGCAGUUGUUUCAAGUUCUCAGCCAGAAGAUGGGUUAGAUAAUUUUGAUAAUAUGCUGUUGAAUAAAGCACUUCACAAACCACAGUCUGAGGAUGAAGAAAGCCUUUCUCAGACUUGUACUGUUAGUAGCUCUGCCGAUGCUCAAGUCUCAUCGAAGCCUUGCUCUGCUGAAGUUAACAACACAACACAAGAUAAUCUCCCUGAUUCACCUAACUUUAUUUCAAGCCAAGUAGUAAAUGAAGAAGAGUACAUUAGAAAUUUGGCAGUUGAGGUUCAAGAAAUCCUUGAAAAGCCACCACCUAGAACCAUCCAGGACAAGAUUACGCUUGUGAAAUAUGUCUGCUGUGUCCGUAAACUUACGCCAAAAACCGUUUUAGACUCAUUGUUAACACAAUCUGAUUCUUUAGAUCUAUGACUAAAGUGAUGUCUUCAAAAAUAUAAGGCCUUGUGCCUUCCAAUAUUUUUGCAAAUAUAAUUUGUUAAUGUGUUCAAAACUGUUCAUCUUUCUGUUCAUGUACUAAAGAAAUAUGUUUAAUAAAAGAAUUAAUUAUUAAAUCUA
Messenger RNA from Parasteatoda tepidariorum (common house spider), 2053 nucleotides. RefSeq lists its product as uncharacterized. Lineage: Eukaryota; Metazoa; Arthropoda; Arachnida; Araneae; Theridiidae. Gene Ontology annotation, molecular function: telomeric repeat DNA binding. Gene Ontology annotation, cellular component: shelterin complex. The record is from RefSeq and is a predicted model, not a curated record. Gene Ontology annotation, biological process: telomere maintenance via telomere lengthening; protection from non-homologous end joining at telomere.